CCCGCCUCCAUCUGUCUCCACACUCCGCAGCAGCAUCAGAGCAGGGCAUAUCCCCCUCUCAUGACUCCAUGGAUUCCUUGGCUCGCCUCCCCUAAGCCAUCUCCCUAAACCGCAAGAAGAACACAGUCGCAGAGCAUUUUCGCCCUGGGAAAAGAGCCGAAAGAGAGGUUGAUCACGCCGCCGCAAUGGCGUUAGCCUGCACAGCCAGGCUAAUCCACCCCUGCAUGGUGUCCAAGAAUCCAAGGACACCGCCGCCCCCCUUACACCUCCACACCCAUAGGCCCGCGGCCGCCACCACGCUGUCGCUGAUACCGUCGUCGUCCCAUCACUUCGCGCUCCACUCCGUCGACGUCUCCAAGGACGACAAGCCGCUCGAUUCGCCGCCGCCGGCGACGACAACGACGACUGCGGAGAGUGCUCAAGUAGACGCCGCUGGGGGAGGAGCCGAGGCCGCGCCGUUGGAGACGGAGGAGGACGACGGCCUGAAGCUGGACCCGCGGCGGUUCGAGGAGAAGUUCGCGGUGCUCAACACGGGGAUCCAUGAGUGCCGGUCGUGCGGGUACCGAUACGACCAGGCGUCGGGGGAUCCGUCUUACCCGGUGCCGCCGGGCCUGCCGUUCGCGCAGCUGCCCGACGACUGGCGGUGCCCCACCUGCGGCGCCGCUCAGUCCUUCUUCGAGAGCAAGAGUGUCGAGAUCGCCGGGUUCGCGCAGAACCAGCAGUUCGGGCUCGGCGGCAACUCCCUCACCUCGGGACAGAAGGGGCUGCUCAUCUACGGCAGCCUCCUCCUCGGCUUCCUCUUCUUCAUCUCCGGCUACUUCUUGCAAUGAGCUAGAACCACGACGGCAGCUAUUGCUUGACGGCUUGACGCGAUGGUCAGUUCUAGGUGUGAGUUCUUGUUGCUUGCCUGGUUAAUUGCUAAAUUGGUGUGAAUACAUAACGAUAUAUAAGCAUGUACCAGAGGAGAUGGAGAGACUCCAUUGAUUUUGUGAAUGCAAUUGGGAUAUCUACGAGAAGAAGUGCUAUAGAUUUUGCAAUUAAUCAGUCAGAGCAAUGACUCACUUUUAUUUUGGAAAAAAAUAAAGUUUACCAGCUUCCGAUUGAUGGGUU
Messenger RNA from Setaria italica (foxtail millet), 1110 nucleotides. RefSeq names its product anaerobic nitric oxide reductase flavorubredoxin. Gene Ontology annotation, cellular component: chloroplast. Gene Ontology annotation, molecular function: electron transfer activity; iron ion binding. Lineage: Eukaryota; Viridiplantae; Streptophyta; Magnoliopsida; Poales; Poaceae. Gene Ontology annotation, biological process: alkane catabolic process. The record is from RefSeq and is a predicted model, not a curated record. The coding region runs from base 186 to 830 and encodes 214 amino acids. The transcript has a single exon.